Messenger RNA from Phytophthora infestans T30-4, 3555 nucleotides. RefSeq lists its product as uncharacterized. Gene Ontology annotation, molecular function: protein binding; calcium ion binding. The record is from RefSeq and is a predicted model, not a curated record. The coding region runs from base 1 to 3555 and encodes 1184 amino acids. Lineage: Eukaryota; Oomycota; Peronosporomycetes; Peronosporales; Peronosporaceae. The transcript is spliced from 7 exons.
AUGGAGACGAUCGUACUGCUGGAAGCCGUUCUUCAUGACUACACUCCUCGCACUAAAGUGUCGAAUCCGUUCAAGCCCAAGGAAAGCCGAUGGUUGUCUGCACUUCGUCCAGCGAAAGCUGCUUCAGCUCGCGAGAUCGUCGGGAAGAUACAGCUUGUUCGACGGCUAACUCCACCUCCAGCUGGACCGACGAGUCCUGUACUGACGUAUUGGCUGCGCUUCGAAGACGUUCGUAUCCGAAAUGACCGUGAUCUCCCGCUGUACAUGGAGACUGGUGCUCAACCUGUGCUACUCGAUUGUGGACCUGAUGGCCAGUGGAAAGGAUUGCACAUGCCUCGCAUGUUUGAGCAGGAGCUGUUAGUGUUUGAUCCGCUUGUGUUUGCGAGUGUGGCAAUUGGGAAACCGGCUUCUGCGAAGCCUCCUACGGCGCAGAUGCUUGUGUUGGCGUAUGGAGUCUUCGAGACGUACGUACCGCCGACCAAGUCAGCGGAACAAGUCGCACUGGAGAUGGAAGCUCUCUCCGACCGGUUCUUGCAGACGGUCAUGGAGGUGGAGCAAGACCAACUUCAAGGCGCAGAGGGGCUAUCUCUCGAUGCUUUACAACGCAAUGCGCGUCAACUAUUUCGCAUGUUUGACCAGGACAAGUCGGAUUCGAUCGACUUCGAAGAGUACAAGCAAAUGCUGGCUUACAUGAAGGUCAAUUUGUUGGAGUCGAAAGCUAAACGCUUUUUCCGAUUGGUGGAUGACCAGAACAAAGGCUACAUUGAUGAACGAGAGUUCGUCAUUGCAAUGUAUAUAACUAACUACUUGCGCGCCCAGCAGAAGCUGCAACGGGAUGACACCAACACUACGAACUCCAUGCAGACUCUGUCACCGAUCGAUGUAUUUCAUCAAUUGGAUGGAGACCGAGACGAGCUUCUAAACGCCUUCGAGUACGAGAAAGCGCUGGAGCUGCUCGGUGUUUCUCUCAAGACUAAACGUGCUCGUAAAGUGGCACGUGCGAAGCUCCCCAAAUCGACAACGAUAUCCCUAGAACAGUUCAAACAUGCAUGGGUGGAGCUGGUGGACAAGGGUAAGAAAGUGAUGGAGAAAAUGCAGAAUGCGCUGCUAGAUGAGAUAUAUCGGGAGGAGCAGGAAAAGCUGCGUGCAGCGCUUGAAGCGAAGGAAGUUGUCGUACGCCUUGAGAAGGAGCGACGUGCAGCUGAGCAGGAAGAAUCACGGCGUUUGUUUCAGCAGCAACGUCAUGCAGCUACUUCCACGCGAACCAAAGAAGCGCUCCGUGAACGCCAAGACAAGAUUAACCGAAAGAAGGAGCGUAUGAUUAAAGAGCGACAAGCUCGCGAAGAGCGACGUCUACUUGAUCGUGCUAAAGUUGAGGCUGAAAAGCGCGUUACGCACGAACGAGAAGUGGUGCAGGAGCUCAUGGAGUCCAAGAUGGAGCGGAUCAUUCGACGUAAAGCACGCUAUGGUGACGACAUUGUCGACCUACGUGGUCGCUGCUUAAAGGCGCUCCCACACGACUUGUAUCAUGGUCGGGAUGCACUCUCAUCGCUGUCGAGUCUGCUCAUCUUGGAUUUAGCUCGCAACCAGCUUCAGAGCCUCCCAGGCGCUAUCUUCACGCAUUUAUUCUCACUGCAGUCACUGGAUAUCAGUAGUAAUGAGCUUACUGGUCUUCCAGAAGAAAUUGGUGAAGCACGUGACUUGCAGCUCCUUGACGCUCGCUCUAAUCGACUAGCGACCACCCCAAAAGGAUUGGCGAAUCUACACGAACUACGUGUGUUGCAUCUGGCAUUCAAUCAGCUGUCGAACUUUGGAGAUAAUUGCCUCGGUCUUCGCUCACUUGAAGAACUCAACUUGGCAAGCAAUAUGCUAGAGGUCCUAGCAGAUGACAUCGGAGAGUAUCUGGUGAAGCUGGUACGCCUUAAUCUGCGAGGUAAUCCGACCCUCAAGCGACUUCCGAACAGCUUACAGCAACUUCGAGAUUUGAGUAUCUGGGAUCUCAGCGCUUGUGAUCAAAAGCGGUUGGGUAGAGAUGUUUUUGGCCCGCAACUCCAGAGUCUCCGCAGUCUGAACUUGUCGUUCAACGCACUGUCAACGUUACCGGAUGGCGUUGGGGCGAUACCCAAGCUCCAGGAGCUGAAUUUCAAGUCGAACACGCUCGGAUCGCUACCGUCAGCAGUGAAUAAUCUUUCCGGACUGGUUAUUCUGAAUGGAGACAACAACGCGCUUCGGUGGCUUCCCUCUGGCUGUGGAGAGCAUUGGGCUUUAUUAGAGGAAUUACGACUGACACACAAUCGUCUGACUGUUUUACCUGUCACGAUGGGACUGCUACGUUCUUUACGAAGACUUCAUCUGUCGAACAACCGAUUAACGGCUCUACCUCUUGAACUUGGGGCUUUGACUCGUCUCCGGGAGCUGGACGUGUCUUGGAAUCAACUCACCAGCAUCCCCGAUGAGCUUGGAUGCCUUGAGUCGCUUACCUCGCUUGAUCUAUCACACAACGAGUUGUUGACAUUCCCUCGAACGCUAAUGAUGCUGACGCGCUUGACAAGUCUGCGUUGCUCGCACAACAGCCUCACGACACCACUCGAAUCGGGUCUGGGAGAUCUAACGUCUCUGCGUUACGUGGAUCUAGCGGAAAACCGCCUUGUCGAACUUGAGCCGUGUCUUUAUGAACUUCCAGAGGUGGAAGUGCUGAAUCUGUACGGAAACAGAAUAACGAUGCUACCUCGAGAGAUGGCCCAACACUGUCGUGCACUUCGUAAGCUGGACUUGUAUAACAACGGUCUGCACGCUCUUCCCUUGGAACUGGCUGACGGACUGUUCGCACAGCUUGACGUGAUUUCAAUUGGACGCAACCCGUUGACGCUUCUGCCGGAGAAAAUGAGCAGUACAUGGAAGAUGAAAGACCAGUACCAGACGAGCUUUGCGAAUGGAUAUACUCCUACCGAGACUAAGGCAUGGGUCGCAGAUAACAGGGUUUGUUACCCUGUAUUUGUACGGGUGUGGGAGGAGCUGAUGACGUGGCAACCACGCUACGAACGGCUAGCUCGUCACUACUUUUAUGAGUUUAAACACGUUGGUCACACUACGGUAUUCGACGCAUCGACUCAGCACGAGGUUGGGAAUCGAAAUCUACAAGUCGAAAGAGACUUGCAGCGUCAGCGGCUGGAGCGUGCGGGGUCUGCUAUUGAAGGAUGUGACCGCAUUCGAGCGCACUUAAAAGCUGUGUACCGUGCAGACGCAGAUGUAUUAGUGCCAGCUAUGAAACAUGCGCAUGAACGACGUGUUAAGCAUGAAAAGAAGCUCCUCAAACAGGCUCGACACGACGCACAGGAAAUCAACGCCGGGAUCAAAGAAAAAACAGAAGCUGCACAAGGAAAACACAAGGAAGCGCAGAAGCUUCAACGUACCGAAUUUGCAGAUGAAAUGAAGCGUCUUGCUCGUGAACGACAACAAAUGAAGCAGCAAAAGAGUUCGCUAAGAAAACCUAGCACCCGAAAGAUCGUGGCUACUGCAGAAGACUGCGAAGAUGACCCUGAACGUGAGCAUUGA